AUGUCAACAGAUAUUAAAAUUGUUCCUCCUACUUUUACAGGAAAGUCUGAUCCAGAAGCUUACAUGGAUUGGGAGAAGCGAUUAGAGUACAUCUUUGAGUGUUAUGGCUAUGGAGAACACAAGAAGGUUGCCCUAGCCGCUGCUCAACUCACCGAGAAUGCACUUGCUUGGUGGGACAGGAAUGUAGCUGAGAGGAGAAGGAACCGCUUUGGAGCAGCCACAACUUGGGCUGACAUGAAAUAUCUUCUAAGGUUAAGAUAUGUUCCUGAUUAUUAUCAUAGAGACUUACAAAAACGUUUUCGCAAGUUGUCUCAAGGUAAUAGGUCAGUCGAGGAAUACUUUGAAGAGUUUGAGAAGCUGAUGAACUCACUGGAGUUAGAAGAAUCUGAGGAAGCUUUGAUGGCUCAGUUCAUUGAUGGUCUUCAAGAGCGUAUCUCCAGGAAGGUAGAAAGAGCUCAAUAUAGUGGCUUACAUGAACUAAUGCAUUUAGCUGUGCAGGUUGAGAAGCAAAUCAAGCGUAAGACCGUUACUAGUAGGUCUAGAAACUCACAACCUUGGACUUCUAAUGUCAACAAGCCAAAUGACAAAGGUAAAGCCGUAGAGAUUGAUUCUCGGUUCAAGGGUAAGGGUGAUGAUUCAAACAAGGGUCCUAGACAAGAUCAAAACAAAGGUACUAACAAUCAAAGAGCUAGAGAUGUUACUUGUUUUAGAUGUCAGGGACGAGGUCACAUGGCUAGGGAGUGCCCAAACCAACGAGUCAUGACUAUCACCACCAAUGGAGACUAUGAGUCUCAAGAUGAAUCCGAAAUGGAAGCAAUGAACUCUGGAGAAGAAGUAGAGUAUCCGGAUACUGGAGAGAUGUUGGUCACUCGGAGAGUACUAAAUGGAGGAUCUUGCACUAAUGUGGCUAGCAAGUAUAUGGUGGACAGGUUAGGUCUUGAGACAACCAAGCACCCUCGGCCUUAUAGAUUGCAAUGGUUAGACAACAAGACUGAGCUGAAGGUCACGGAGCAAGCAAAGAUAUCUUUUAGUAUUGGUAAGUACCAAGAUGAAGUAGUGUGUGAUAUGGUACCAAUGCAAGCCGGUCACAUCCUGCUGGGGAGACCUUGGCAAUUUGAUAGAGCCACCUUCCACAAUGGACGCACCAACUACUACUCUUUCAAGUUCAAGGACCGUAAGUACAACUUAGCUCCUUUGAGCCCAUCUGAGGUGCAUGAGUUACAAACUAAGAUGAACAAGGAAGACCAG
Messenger RNA from Raphanus sativus (radish), 1248 nucleotides. RefSeq lists its product as uncharacterized. Lineage: Eukaryota; Viridiplantae; Streptophyta; Magnoliopsida; Brassicales; Brassicaceae. Gene Ontology annotation, molecular function: nucleic acid binding; zinc ion binding. The annotation marks the transcript as partial. The record is from RefSeq and is a predicted model, not a curated record. The transcript is spliced from 2 exons.